Punica granatum (pomegranate) is the source of this 1056-nucleotide messenger RNA. NCBI's taxonomy places the organism in Eukaryota, Viridiplantae, Streptophyta, Magnoliopsida, Myrtales, Lythraceae. The record is from RefSeq and is a predicted model, not a curated record.
GGUCGAGAACAGGAUCGUGAUGAACUCCCGAUUUCACGUUCCUUAUAAUGAGCGGUGUUGUAGUUCACAUGGAUGGUUGAUCUUCACCGAGGAGACCUUGGCUUUAACACUAUUCAAUCCUUUAUCUGGAGCAACCAUCCAUCUCCCUCCGGUGAGUAAGGUUCCGACUAAAGAAGAACUUGGGGAAUACGGGUUUUACGACCACGAAUAUGAAGUCCAAAAAGUUGUGUUGUCUGCUGAUCCUUCUAUUGCUCCGGACAACUAUGAGGUUCUUGCCAUUUACGAAGACGGAAGGCUUGCCUUGUUUAAGUGCGGAUGGAGCACAUGGAUUCAUGUCGAAUGGGAUGGACUCCUAAUCAGAGAAGUAACCUAUUUCAAUGGAAAGUUUUAUGCAGCUAACGCCUUAUCAUUGAUGUGCCUCGAUGUGUGCAGUAACAAACUCGAAUCUAACUCCGUCUCUGUUACUCUGAGAUGCCUCGCUGAACGGCCACUUAAUAGUGCUUGUUCUGGCAUGACAUACCUUGUUGCGACACCUUACGGACAUCUCCUCUGGAUUUACAGGAUUCAUACAUAUAAGAGUAUCGGCACCCCUAAAGAUGUUCGGGAUGACAUCAAAGAGUGUCUUGAAGUCAGCGACCAAAUAGAUGAGAACGGCUGCAUAAGGUACCGCAUCACGACGCGCUUCGAACUCUAUGAGGUGAAGAAGAAAGAAGGGUCGACGAUGCAGUUAGUAGCAGAGCCAGAGCCCAUUAAAACGCUUGACGACAUGGUUCUGUUCUUGGGUCACAACGAGUCGGUGCUGGUUUCAACUCGUGAUUUCCCCGAGUACAAAGCAAACUGCAUCUACUACGUAGAUGAUUGUCUUUACUGGCCAAUUGGAGCUCCUUAUCAACCUUUUGGAGCGACUGACAUGGGUGUCUUCGAUCUCGAGAGUCAGUGCUGUAAGCCGUUUGAUUUCGUCGGCUUUGGAAAGGGACUCAUGCCACCGCCUGUAUGGGUCCUCCCAAAGGCGAACUUUGAAAUACCACUUUCUAAUUAAUAUAUGCAUGCAUCCUU